AUGUUCGCGAAGGUUUUCGCGUUCUGGCUCGCCGUUGCCGGAGUGGCGGCAGCCCCCGGCAGCUUCCGUGGUGGUCCUGGCCGUGUGGCGGCUCGGGCGGUGGCCUUGGAGGAAAUCCAGGCGAGCUUGCAGGAGGCCCUGGAGGGGGUGCUGAGCUCGGAGGCUGCGGCCAAGCGCAGCGCCCACAUCGAGGCACGCGUCUGGCAGACCUUCCAGGCACUGCCCAAGAACGACGUGGGCCGCCUCGCACCCAAGGCCGUGCGGUACCUGGUGCACAGCUAUUUCAUGAAGGAGCACGGCUGGCUCAUCCAGGGCUUGGAUCCCCAUGCCAACCAGGCACAUGUGUCGGAGGUCCACGAGGUGAGCAUUUUGCAGGACAAGGCGCCGGCGCUGGUGGAGUCUUUGCUGGAGGCACGGCGCUCCAACCACGGCCUCUCCCUCGGCGACACGGUGGCGAUGGUCGGGGCGCUGGAGCGCCUCAUCUUCGACGAGUCCUUGGCGCUCCUCCAGGCAUCCUACGCCUUCAACGGGCUCGACGCCGCCGAGGCCAUCCCGCAAAGAAGCGCCCACGACGUCCUCACCUCCUACCUGCUGCUCUUCCAGCUGGGAAGCAAGGCCAACCUCACCGACGUUCGGCUCCAUCAGGCUUUGAAGAGCAGGCUGUCUCAGAGGGAGGAUUGGCACGAGCUCAAAGAUUUCGAGAGCGACACCCUCAUGAAUUUUGAGUACGCCCGAGCCCAUGCCGCAAAUCCGUUCUUGGAGCCACAGUAUUCCUUCCAGGAUCUGACGGACAUGGUUGGCGAGAUGGCCCACGGCUACGGCAAGUGGCAGAACCGCGAGUGUCAAGAGAUGAAGGCAGAGCUAACGGAGGCAGAUGUCAAUGGAGACGGGCUCGUGCCGGUUAGCCGCUUUUACCUCCAGGCUGAUAACGCCAAGUACCAGUUCAGCGAGUCGGUGCAGUACUUGCAGGAGAUCGGCGCCCUGGACGAGAGCGGGGAGCAGAAGGUGCGGAUCGCAAACUACCUGCAGGGCCCCUCCAACUGCAUUGCGUCGUCGUCCUACUACUCCAUUUGCUGCCUCAGUGAGUGCGAGGGCCUUGUGAACGAGCUGGAGGCUAAGGUUCAGGCGCCGGCUGUGGACCCCGCCUAUCUGCUGGAGCUCGUGGGGCACAUCUCCUCGGCCAGCGUGGACGCACCUCGUCAGCUUCCCUUUGGCUUGAAGCGCCGGCUGCAGGACAUUGCAGAGCACAAUGGCGGGCAGGUGCCACUGCACGGCCGGCUCUUUGCGGAGUGGAUGCACUAUGCCUUCCCGCACGAGUGCCCUUAUCCGAAAGUCUUCCAAGAGUCCAAGAUCUUGACUCCCGAGUUCUGGGCUCAGAAGAAGAUGUCCGUGGAUGCUCAAGAGCGGCUUGAGAUUGCCUCGAGUGCCGUGCUUGAAAACACCACGGACACGGACAGCGUCGGCGCAGAGUCGGCAGAGAUUGCUUGGAGCAGCGAGGAGCUGCUGCAUGCCCAGGACUCCCCGGUGCGGAAGCACGGCAGUGCCCGCGCAGCGCUGCGUUGCACCAUGCAGCUGGCGCUGCUCCUCGGUGUCCUCCGUGCCGCAGCCGGCAGCUGGCAGACGCUCCGCGACCUAGCUGCUCCCAGGAGCAAGGCGGCGCUGCCCUUCUGA
Symbiodinium sp. CCMP2592 is the source of this 1671-nucleotide messenger RNA. Lineage: Eukaryota; Dinophyceae; Suessiales; Symbiodiniaceae. The record is from the annotation of a GenBank genome assembly.